This is a messenger RNA of Penicillium egyptiacum, 1023 nucleotides long. Lineage: Eukaryota; Fungi; Ascomycota; Eurotiomycetes; Eurotiales; Aspergillaceae. The record is from the annotation of a GenBank genome assembly.
AUGGCGGUCGGAUACGCCAAGGACCAGCCUGAGGGCUUCACCAACCGCAUCGAAAAGGUCGCGAUUGUCGGGGCCGGGGGCUCAGUUGGAAGACAUCUCGUCGAUCAGCUUGUCAAGAACGGCAAACAUGUCGUGACCGCCAUCACACGCCCCAGCAGCACCAACAAAAUGCCCGAAGGCGUCGAAAUUGCGCGCGUCGAUUAUGCCAGCGACGACGACACAGCUCUCGUGGAGGUUCUGCGGGGCCAACAAGUCCUGCUGAUCACCAUGAAUGUCAUGGCUCCACCCGACACCAUGAUUAGGCUUAUUGGCGCCGCCGCCAAGGCCGGGGUGGCGUAUAUCGAGCCGAACUGGUACGGGCACGACGCGGACAACGACGCUCUCUGCAACGACAGCAUGCUCAGCCCCAACCGUGACCGCUUUAUUGCCGAAAUUAGCCGUCUAGGCGUGAGCUCCUACUUGUUCCUCGUUUGUAACUUCUGGUACGAGUUCAGUCUGGGGGGCGGACCAGAUCGCUUUGGCUUCGAUUUCGCCAAACGCACUUUCACCCUCUUUGAUGGCGGCGAUGUGCCUAUCAACACAAGCACUUGGCCGCAGUGUGGUCGGGCUAUUGCGAAAUUGCUGAGUUUGAAGGAACUCCCCCAGGAUGAGAACGACAAGUCCCCUACCCUGUCCCAGUUCAAGAACCGUUCUACGCAUGUCUCGAGCUUCCGAUUGACUCAGCGCGAUAUGUUUGAGAGUGUCAAGCGCGUGACCAAGACUACGGAUGCCGACUGGACUAUCUCGCAGGAUUCUGUUGCAGAGCGCUUCAAGGAGGGGCAGGAGGGCAUGAAGGUGCACAACUGGAAGGUGUUCACUAAGAUGCUGUACAGUCGGAUGUUUUUCGCGGAUGGGGAUGGUGACUAUGAGUCCAGAAUUGGUCUGGAUAAUGAAGCGCUCGGCCUUCCCGUUGAGGAUUUGGACGAGGCUACAACGGAGGGCAUCCGGAUGGCAGAGAAGAACGAGGUUCCUUUCUCGCACUAA